Molecule: messenger RNA, 1462 nt
Organism: Fusarium verticillioides 7600
Lineage: Eukaryota; Fungi; Ascomycota; Sordariomycetes; Hypocreales; Nectriaceae
Exons: 2
Coding region: 681-1154 (157 amino acids)
Source: RefSeq, a predicted model, not a curated record
GACCUACAGAGGAUUUUGGUCUUAAACAUUCUUGUAUUUCUGGCCGGCAACGGCGAAAGUCCAAAAUCUGUGGCAGAAGCCUUCAUACCUGAUAUCUGCCCUGUUCCUGGAGAGACGCCGAUCAUGACAUCAACUCGCUCAUCAGCCACAGCAGCGAAAUCAGAGGCUUUUCCAGAGACAUCUCGUGUUAAUCAGCAAAGAUAAACAUAUCCUGAAAACAAAUAAUUAUUAUAAUAUCUUGUUUUCUGCCUGUAUUUAAGGCAGUCACACACAGGAGACGGAACAUAGCCGCGCCGCAAGAUCUACAGCCUAGCUCAUGUACCCCAGAUUAAUUAAAACAACGUUAGUUUCGAAUUUCCGGCGGGCGCUGGAGCCUUUCCCAUGUCCAAAUGCGUUGACACACGGAAAAGAGAGUCAAGAUAGCGAGAUGCGUAACACUUCUGAGGCCACUUGUAACAGAACUGUACCUUACAAGACCACCCCCCACGCUGGCCAGUGGCGUAGUGACAACUGUAUUUUUAAUGAUUUGUGAGACUUAAAGAGUGAGGGAAAUACUUGGUUCUAUGCUUUUUCUUUUCUUUUGGAGAGUAAAAGCCAAAUCUGUUGUUACUGCGACCACAUAGUUUCCGAGCAAUCGACGCGCGUAUCUAAGCCUCACACAAUCUAAACAACAUCACAAAAUGCCUGAUCAGGACGUAUAUCGCAAAGUCGGUCGGGGUGGUGCCGGCAAUUUCGUAUCAAGCAAACCUGAUGAUGCCGCCCACGCCGAUCUUGAAGCACAGAACCUAGCCACAGAAGAGGCCCAGCCAUCCGUCAACGGUCCAUCACGAGCUGGCCGUGGUGGCUUCGGCAAUUACGUCAAUCCAGAGGAACUACCAGAUGCCAAAGAGCAAGACGAGAUGGCUCAGAAGACAGCGGCUGCUGUGAAUGCAAGCCUCAAGAAGAAUCACGUUGCGAGGGGUGGACUUGGUGGCAGAGGUGGAGCCGGAAACUGGAAGCAUGCUAUUUCGUUUGAAGAAGAGGAGAGGAUGAGAGAAGAAGAAAGAUUGAGAGGUGAGCAAUUGGCCAAGAAGGUGAAGGAGGAGGUUGAUCAGGGUCUAAGAAUGCCCGAAAAGGCCCAUCACGGACAUCAUGUUAAGCAUAACGAACAAUAAGGCUUGACAAUGACAGCGGGACGUUUGGGAUUGGGGUUAGAAGGCUUAGAGCUAUAUGGGUUGAUCUUACUAGUUACUUUCUUGAUUUAAAUCUCGCGUCUUUCAUAUCUUUCUAGUCAUGCCCACAACUCUCCGCUUGAGAGAACUAAUGCUUCAUCUCGUUUCACUGAACCUUCCCGAGGCUCGUAAGUCUGAGGGCAAGGAAACCAUUACCUUCUCAGAAGGCCUUGGGAAGCUCAACCUCCUUUGACAGCUUGAGCGCAAUCGACCUGAGCUCAUCCAAACCAGUCACAUCUUCUUCCAACCCA